Molecule: messenger RNA, 2104 nt
Organism: Gaeumannomyces tritici R3-111a-1
Lineage: Eukaryota; Fungi; Ascomycota; Sordariomycetes; Magnaporthales; Magnaporthaceae
Product: serine/threonine protein kinase
Exons: 5
Coding region: 1-1941 (646 amino acids)
Biological process (GO): peptidyl-serine phosphorylation; peptidyl-threonine phosphorylation
Molecular function (GO): protein serine/threonine kinase activity; ATP binding
Source: RefSeq, a predicted model, not a curated record
AUGGGCUUGACAACCUCCUUAGACCUCCGUGGCGGCGACCUCGAUGAUGAUUAUGACUACACUGUACUUCCGGAUCCAAAUGAUCAAGACGCCCUGGUGGACCUACUCCUUUCUUUCGGCGUCCGGGGUGCGGAUAAAAACGUAGACGAAGGCUUUUGGCCAUACGCCAGGCUACGCAGGGUCAUGACGCGAGAGCGCGUGCUCCGCGCCCUUCGUGAGGAGUGUGGUUUCGAGGAAGCCGAGGCCCGUUACUGCUGCUCCAUGAUCAUGCCCGCGGAUAAACACCCCAGCACGACGAGCCUGGCGGUAGACUCGAUCAGAUGGAGCAAGACCGGGGAGACGCGCGCGUCCCAGCAAGCCAGCUACCUUCGCAUCUUCGCCAUCCUGAUUCUGUAUUCAAGGGGUUCCCUGGUGAGACACUUCAUCGAGCAGGGUGUUUCGGACCGCGAGCUGCCACUGAGGCUGGCCAUGGCUCCCACCGCUGGCCCCGGCCGGCGCAAUGUGGCCACCCCCAGGCUGGAGUGGCCCGCAGAGCCGGUCCCUCGGCCGCUGGACUGGUUUCAGCCGCAAGAGAUCAGGCGGUUCCUCUCGACGCAGUGGCCUUUUAUACCACCUUACUUCGCCCCAUCCGCCAGAGGGGACGUGGCGCACUACGAGAUACCCCCUGAAGCGAUCCUACCCUGGGUCAAGAUAAGCAGCGCCAAUGACGGCCAGUCGACGUGGACCGAGGGGGAGAACAGUGGCGGGUACGGGGUCGUCAAGAAGGUCAAGAUCGAUCGAGACUGCCACAGCCUAGAUGUGCUUUUGGGUUCGGCCUUUUUGCAAGACCAGUUUUUCGCCGUCAAAUCCCUUCGCAAGAGCGAUAUCGGUCAGUUUGAGAAGGAGGUCGAGAUGCUCAAAAGGUUCAGCGGCACCGCGCACCCGCAUCUGGUAACUCUUCUGGCCACCUUCGCCCACAAUGACUGCUAUAACUUUAUCUUCCCCUGGGCGCAAUGCGACCUCGACCAGUGGUGGUCUGGCAAGUAUCAGAUACCAACUCAUACGCCGCUGCAGUUCAGACAGUGGGUCGCAAAACAGAUGUUCGGCCUGGCCGACGCCAUGCACGCGAUCCACGAGCCCAGGCAGGGGAGCGACUUCCUCUUGCCCGAGGAGAAGAAGUAUGGGCGUCAUGGCGAUCUCAAGCCCGAAAACAUUCUCUGGUUCCUCUCGAACCAAGAUCCGCUAGGAAUCCUAGUGAUAUCCGAUUUCGGCAUCGCAGCCGUCCACCGAGACGUCAGCAGGUCCAACGUGCCCAACGAGAACCUCCCGUGUACACCGAGGUACCGGCCGCCAGAGUGUGACAUGGAUGGCGGGAAGAUCUCUCGAGCUUUCGACAUCUGGACCAUGGGCUGCAUAUUUCUCGAGAUGGCUGCGUGGCUUUUGGGCGGUGCCAAGGGUCGUGAAGAGUUCAAAAGGGAGAGGCGAGCGCCAUACCUGGCAAUGAUCAAGACAGACCUAUUCUUCGACAUCCAGGAGAUGCCAGCAUCAUAUGGAAUGACCAGAGGUCGCAGGAGGUUUGUCUUCUUGGUGAAAGAGGGCGUGGUCAAGUAUAUCGAAAAGCUGCACGCGCACCCGGCCUGCACGGGCUACUUGCACCACCUUUUGCAACUCGUGCACGACGAGAUGCUGGUGGUCAUGUCGCCGACGCGACAGCGCAUCCGGGCCCGCCCGCUCUCGGAUAGGCUUCGAAACAUGCGCCAGCGGGUGGAUCCAGCGUACCUCCUGCAGCCGCGCCCUUGGCCUGGGUGUAGAAUCGAGCGGUAUCCGGCGGUCGAGGCCCCCCUGAUUCCCAACGCGCGGAGGAUGCUCGCAGCACAGCCAGGGCGGGGUCUGGCGGUUUUCACCAACGGCGCGACCGAGGCCAUGACCGUGUCGCACUUUAGCGACCUUCAGGGGGAUUAAGGUCUGCACAUAUGCUCAUGGGCGGGCGAGGCAGGGUUGGGAGCGGGCACUAUUUGGGAGAGUGAAGUAGCCCGUCUAUCGUUUGGUUUUGUUGCCGUCGUAGUCUCCAUCUCGAGAAUCGAUACCCCGAACACAAAAAGAAGCACUCGGCAUUAGACAUGGA